Messenger RNA from Stegostoma tigrinum, 7728 nucleotides. Its product is annotated as A disintegrin and metalloproteinase with thrombospondin motifs 7. Gene Ontology annotation, biological process: proteolysis; extracellular matrix organization. The record is from RefSeq and is a predicted model, not a curated record. The coding region runs from base 203 to 6388 and encodes 2061 amino acids. The transcript has 24 exons. Gene Ontology annotation, molecular function: metalloendopeptidase activity. NCBI's taxonomy places the organism in Eukaryota, Metazoa, Chordata, Chondrichthyes, Orectolobiformes, Stegostomatidae. Gene Ontology annotation, cellular component: extracellular matrix.
AGGGGGAUGUGACAGUGGAGGACCAGGGGCCACAUCUCUGACAGAGAGAGUUCCUGGGGCAGGAUUUGCCAGCUCCCGUCUCUGCUGCGCCGUCCCAGCAGCAGUGAGUUUAUUCCGAGAGCCGGGACAUGUUGCAGGAUCCAGGCUCACAAGAUCGCGGUGAACUUUUUAAACACAGCCCCGUCUCCAGCGCAGCGGAAAGAUGCAGAGCCCGUGGACCGGGAACGCUGGCAACUUUCUCCGGACUUUGACAACUUUAAUUGCCUUUGUGCUGACUGAGGAAUUCACUGGAGUUCAGGGCAAGGAGCAGAAGCGCUUCAGCCUGCAAGAGCCGCGGGCCUUGCCUGAGCCUGAGCUGGUACACCCGGUCAGAGUGGACCCCCUCGGCCGCUUCCUGUCUCACCAGCUCUCCCACCGCCCGAGGAAGCGGCCCCGCCGCCAGCUGCAAGCCGAGCCCGAGCCCGUCCACUACCGCCUCUCCCUCCGGGGCCGCCUGCUCCACUUCAACCUGACCAUCAACCAGCCCCUCCUAGCCCCCGGCUUCCUGGCCGAGCGGCGCUAUGGGGGGCUGAAGGGAGCUGCCAUCAGCCGGGUCCGGAUCAACCGCUGCCACUUCGUGGGCACAGUCCAUGCUGGCAGCAGUGGGAUGGCGGCCAUCAGCACCUGCCAGGGCCUGAAAGGUGUAUUCCGAUUGUCAGAUGAGGAUUACUUCAUCGAACCGUUGGAGGGACAAUCCUGGGAUGAAGAUAGAUCACAGCCCCAUGUUAUUUACAAACGGCAUGCUCCAGAAACAAAAGGAUUGGAGUCCCACCGGUUGGAUGAAUUGAUGGAGAGAUCAAAGAACAAGAGUCCUGAAGAAAAUAGAGUGUGUGGUGUAUCAGACUCCCUGAAGAACCUGCAGUACUUGGAAAGGAAACGGGAAAAGUGGGAAAAGAAGAAACAGCGAAGGAGACGCAUCAAACAGCGUUCAAUCAGCAAGGAGAAGUGGGUGGAGACUCUGGUCGUGGCGGAUUCUAAAAUGGUGGAGCACCACGGCAGUGAGAACAUUGAAGCAUAUGUCCUCACUGUGAUGAACAUGGUCGCAGGCUUAUUCCGUGAUGCCAGUAUCGGGAACUCUGUGAACAUUGUCAUUGUCCGUCUUGUGCUAUUGGAGGAAGAUGAGGAGGACCUCAAGAUAACGCAUCAUGCUGACAACACGCUGAUGAACUUCUGCAAAUGGCAAAAGAAAAUUAACACAAAGGGAGAUAAUCACCCCAUCCACCAUGAUGUGGCUCUUCUGCUGACAAGGAAGGAUAUCUGUGCUGGAAUGAACCGUCCAUGUGAGACCCUGGGAUUGUCACAUGUUUCCGGGAUGUGCCAACCCCACAGGAGCUGCAGCAUCAACGAGGACUCGGGACUCCCACUCGCGUUCACCAUUGCACAUGAGAUCGGGCAUAACUUUGGGAUACAACAUGAUGGGACCGGCAAUGACUGUGAGCCAAUUGGGAAAAGACCUUUCAUCAUGUCCCCACAGUUACUGUACGAUACCAGCCCUCUAACCUGGUCCCGCUGCAGCAGGGAAUAUAUCACCCGCUUUCUUGACCGUGGAUGGGGCCUAUGCCUGGAUGAUGUGCCGAGUAAGGAAGUGAUUGAUUUGCCCUCAGUAGCACCAGGAGUUUUGUAUGACGUCAAUCACCAGUGCAGGCUGCAGUACGGAGUCCGAUCAGUCUUCUGCGACAACAUGGACAGUGUCUGCAAUACGCUGUGGUGUACCGUGGGAAACACGUGUCACUCCAAGCUGGAUGCCGCUGUAGAUGGUACAAAAUGCGGAGAGAACAAGUGGUGCUUCGAUGGAGAUUGCAUACCCACAGACCAGCGCCCUGACAGUACCGAUGGAAACUGGGGAGCAUGGGGUUCGUGGUCUUCCUGUACUCGCACGUGCAGUGCAGGAAUACAAAGUGCAGAGAGACAUUGCAACAAUCCAACGCCCAAGUAUGGAGGCUCAUACUGUCUCGGAGAGAGGAAGAGAUUCAGGGUCUGCAACGUCAAAGCUUGUACCUCAGACGUGCCAACCUUUCGUCAGAUACAAUGCAGCCAGUUUGAUACAUUACCUUACAAAGGGAAACUGCAUAAGUGGACCCCUGUGCUCAGCCAAAUUAAUCCCUGUGAGCUGCACUGUCGCCCCAUAGAUGGUUACUUUUCAGAGAAAAUGUUGGAUGCUGUGAUUGAUGGGACGCCUUGUUUCGAGGGAAACACCAGCAGGGAUAUGUGCAUCAACGGAAUCUGUAAGAAUGUAGGCUGCGAUUAUGAAAUCGAUUCCAAUGCGUUGGAAGAUCGUUGUGGAGUCUGUCAUGGAAAUGGGUCUACCUGUGAGACAGUCAAGAAGACAUUCGAUAAAACAGAAGGACUGGGCUAUGUGGAUAUUGGGCUGAUUCCUGAAGGUGCCCGUGAGAUCCGAAUUGAGGAGGUUGCAGAAGCUGGGAAUUUCCUAGCCUUGCGGAGUGAUGAUCCCGAGAAGUAUUUCUUAAAUGGUGGCUGGAUAAUCCAGUGGAAUGGAGACUACAAAGUAGCCGGGACAACAUUCACCUACGAAAGGACAGGGAACCUGGAAAAUCUGACAUCACCAGGACCUACCAAGGAGCCAGUGUGGAUUCAGCUGCUGUUCCAGGAGACAAACCCUGGGGUGCGUUUUGAAUACACUAUUCGACGUGACCUGGAUGAUGAAAAUGAAAUUCCACCACCGGAGUUUUUCUGGAGAUACGGCUUGUGGACGGAGUGUAGCGCAACCUGUGGUGGUGGGGUGCAGAGGCAGAUUGUGCAUUGUUUGGAGAAGAUAGCAGGAAUCGUCCAAGAGCAAUACUGCGAGCUGCUCACACGACCCGACGACAGGCAGAGGAGCUGCCACCCAGAGCCAUGCCCAGCUCGAUGGUGGGUUGGUGAGUGGCAGGCAUGCUCCUCAUCCUGUGGAGAAAUGGGAACCAUGAAGAGGACAGCUCUCUGCAUCCAGAGUGUGGGGCUGGAUGAGCAGCGGGCAUUACAACCCUCUGACUGUCAACACCUGCCCAGACCUGAAACCACCAGCCCUUGCAACAGGGAGAUCCCCUGCCCUUCAGACUGGAGUACGGGCAGCUGGACAGAGUGCUCUGUGACCUGUGGGGAGGGAUUGAGGAGCCGUAGUGUCCUAUGUUUAAACAACACCAACAUGACAUGCAGCUUUGAGACGAAGCCAGCUGCGAAAAGCCAGUGCCAGCUGAAGCCUUGUCCACUGCAUAGGUCAGGCUUCAGACCCCAUGACUGGUCAGGCAGUGGGGCCUCCAGCAAAGAACUCUAUAAUGAAGUGGGUUUCAAUCUAAACUUUGGGCCCAGCAGGGCAGGUCAGGAAGACAAUUCAAACCAAAUUCUUAACCUUGCCAACCCUCAUCCAUCUGAUCUCAAUACACCCCUGCCACACCCAUCUGAACAUAACAAGAUAAAUAACCACAUCGUUGAAGAUGAUUUCACUGUUCACAGCAGCCAGGAGGAGAAUUCUGCAAAAACUAAUGUCUUUGUAGAUGACUUCUAUUAUGAUUAUAACUUCAUAAACUUCCAUGAAGACCUUGACUAUGAUCCAGAAGACAGGCUCGAAGAGGAAGAGUGGACAGGAGAGGACAUUAAACAUGAUGAAGAGCAUCUGGAAAUAAAUAACAUUUCAAACAAUGGGUUGGACAAUGUUGUGUCAACAGCCACAACCAAUCAAAAUCCCAACAGUCAGGUGGAAAUAGAAACGCCUCAUAAUCCAGCUGUAAAUUCUACCUCAGGAGCAAACGCCACGGAUAUUGAGCUGCGUGAACUUCCUAUAGAGUAUCUCCGAGUGACAGAUGGUAGUCCAAUUACAUUGUAUGACAUGAACAAUGAAGAUGAUGAGGAAGAACUGUAUGAGGAAGAUGAAUUGCUGCCCAUUCAAAACACAACAAAGCACAGUGUUAAGGAAAUUGCAUCUCCAGGUUUUCCAUCAACUGAUGAUGAGAGGAGCAUUGAUCACACGAACAGAACCCACAGUCCUCAUUAUUACAGUUCCUCAUCAAUUACAAUGGCUACCUCAUCAACAAAUAACAAUGUAAACAUCCCCAGUGCUUUCAAAUCCUGGCAGCAACGCCAUCCCGAAGAAAAGCAGAAUAUUACUGACCACAACUUGAGUCAUCGUGUUCAAAAUAUUACUGAGCAGGAGAAUCCAUUUGACGUUGAAGUGGCAGGUUAUACACAUCCAGCAGACAGUAGGGAACAAGGAAAAGGCCAAGACUCAAAGGGGCAUAUGGAUGACAUGAAGGAAAAUCCAUUGGAGGGAGAACGGAGAGUUCAGAAGGACGAGCAGGAGAUUGUAAAUAAGAAGGCCCACUUCCCCAGCAGCACACUGGGCAAUAGCCAUUAUCUAGGUGAUGUGGUCCAUGUGGUUGACAGUCCAUAUCCACAGCAUGAGAUCCAUGAUCAAGACAUUGAUGUUAUUAAUAAAAAUCUUAACUCUUGGGAAAGCUUUGGCACUUUCAACUCUAUCACUGGAAUGUUAACUACACCACCAUCAUUCUUCAUUGAUCAAAAUGAUGUUCCUGUUUCGGAAAUGUUACAUUGGUCAGUUCACCAAAAACAAACUGAAGCUAAUUCACCAGGAAAGCAUCAUGUAGGCAGUUCUUCAGAGUUACCAGGAAACAUCAUCCAGCCAGAUGACUUUGAGUAUGAUAACACUCGAGCAAAUGUGCAAUCCCCCAGUUAUUCUGUUACAACAAAAACUCCACCUUUAUCGGCCCCAGUAUUAGCCACUUCCUCACCCCUGGUGUUCUCCAAAGCGACAGGAGUGUCGACAACACCAGUGGCUUUCACAGACCAGCCAAAUCUGGAUCAUCCGCUACAAACUCAGAGUACAAGUGACAGAACCCAAUCUCACAAUUUGCUGCCAGUUGAGGUAACCCACUCUGGUCAUUCAUUUACUCAUACAGUGACUCCACAGUCUAGCCUGUCAACAGGAUCAUCAUUGACACCAGCAAGUCUACAUCAACAGGGGACACGACUGGGAAAAACUCCAUCAUCCAGAUCUAUAGCAGUGAGCUCCACACGAACUACUACCUCUUCAGGUAAAGGUAUCUCCAGACCUAACCUGUCAGCAGCUACAUCACCAAGACCUACCUCAGCUUUAAGUACAUCACUGAUAUUAACAAAGGAGACUCAACAAUCAUCCACUGCCCUCCCUGUGAUCAUUCCUCAGGCUUCCAUCUCUUUGCCACCUGGGAUAAUUUCAACAACUGUUCACUCCAAAGUAAGUGCAAAGGGAGCACCCCUGCUGGAUGUGACCAGAUUGAAUUCUGAGGACAGAGCAGAUGAAGACACUGUGAAAAUUGGCGAAAUUGAUCAAGGGGUUGCUGAGUUUGAUUUCAGUAAUGGCUCUCUUCCAGCCACUGUGAGCAACAAGCCAUUGGCAGCCCCUGAAAUGCAUCUCCCGACUGUCUCCAAUCUCAAGCCUUUGCUAAAGAACGCGAUGGAGGUUCAUGCAGCUUCGACAGUGUCACUGAUGGAAACAGCUGCUAAUCAAGUCUCUGGAGUAAAUACAGAAUCCAGUGCUUACUGGGUGAUUGGAAACUGGAGUGAGUGCUCAACCACAUGUGGAAUGGGUGCGAUAUGGAGAACAGUACAUUGCAGUACAGGCUUAGACAAUGACUGCAACAGGACCAAGAGGCCAGUUCCAGCUCGAAGAUGCUACAUCCGACCCUGCUCAGCAUGGCGUGUGGGCAACUGGAGCAAAUGCUCCAGGAACUGUGGAGGUGGGGUGAAGAAACGGGAUGUCCACUGCAUUGAUAUCAGAGAGAGAAGACAUCUGAGACCGUUCCACUGCCAGUCCGUCCUCAACAAGCCCCCGACCAGCCUCGCCUGCAAUUCCAAACCUUGUAUGGACUGGUACAUAUCAGCCUGGGGAGAAUGCUCUAAAGCCUGUGAUGGAGGACAGCAAGACAGACUAGUCAUGUGCCCAGAACAUGGGCGCUGCGAUGAAAUGUUACGGCGGAACAGUACCAGGAUGUGCAAUGUCCACCCGUGUACCAAGUGGAUGAAGGGCUCUUGGGGGCGGUGCACAGUCCGCUGUGGUGGAGGGAUACAGCGCCGUCUGGUGAAGUGUGUAAACACAGUGACAGGAGAGGCUGAGGAAGACAGCAGCCGCUGUGACCAUGAGCCCUGGCCUGAGAACACACAGAAAUGUAACGUGCAGGAGUGUGACACCAGCAAUCAGAGUCAUGUCUGUGAGAGAGAUCGGUUGACAUUUGCCUUCUGCCAAACCCUUAAACUUUUGGGCCGGUGCUACCUUCAAACAGUGCAGGCACAGUGCUGUCAAACAUGUUGGUCACAUGGGGUACGAGAUCGUGGCAAUGAACGUGUGUCAAGGAGAUGAGAAACUGACACCAACACAACAAAAACAAACUCCUCAAAAAAAUGCAUGGAAACGAAGAGAUUACUGGGACUGAAAGGCACAAAAGCAAUUCAGGAAAAAGAGAGAUUUGUAAGAAGUCAUUUGUUCUAUAUAUAUACGUAUAUAUAAGGAAGAAUCUUUCUUGCAGUAUAAAAUAAAAACCGAAAGAACUGCGGAUACUGUAAAUAGGGAACAAAAGCAGAAUUUGCUGGAAAAGCUCAGCGGGUCUGAUAGCGUGUGUGAAGAAAAUCAAAGUUAACGUUUCGGGUCUAGCAACCCUUCCUCAGAACUGUUCUGAGGAAGUGUCACCAGACCCGAAACGUUAACUCUAAUUUGUAUUCACGGAAGCUGCAAGACCCUGCUGAGCUUUUCUGGCAACCUCUGUUUUUGUUCUUUCUUUCAGUGUUUUUGUUUAUGCAGCCAUUUUGACAGGACAACAAUCCUAACAGUGUCAGGAUUGCUCCACAAGGUCUGAGGCCUAGUGGUUGCUAUAGAUACAUAGCGUAUUUUCUACUAAGUGGUGCUUCUAAUCUUUAAGAAUGACACCUCUCCCAUUAAUAAUACAGGCACGUGUCUCCUGAAAGCAGCUUGGCAAGUUCCAUUUUUGCGAGUUUUCUUAAAUUGCAAACGCUGCAUUUAAUGGCACAAGUGGUGGGAUGGCAGAAGAUGCCACUGUGGUGCUGCUGUGUCGGACCAGCAUCCUUUAACCUGUCCUUGGUGUUGCUGCAGGGCAGCACAGAACUUUUACAUACUUGAAUUUUUUAAUCCUAUUUUAUUUUCAUUUUUCCAAAGUCUAGGUGGGAGAUUAUGUGUCAUUCUGACUAAUGUACAAUGUGGAGGGGCUGGAGUCAUGGUGCUAAUUGUCAGUAAAAACGGUUGUACAGCAAAUUGUAAGGUGCUGCCAAACAAUACAAUACGAUACACACAGGUCAUGUUCCUUCUAUUGAAUGUGUGAGUGAACGUAGCAAUGGCAAUAUUAAAUGAAGACAUUUGCGAUAUUAGUCACCUAAAAUACCUGUCGAUGUCAUUUUCGCCUCCGCUAUGGAUUCUCUGCAGGAUUGUACAAAAUGACAUUUUUCCCUAAACAUUAUGUCAGGUUACCACCUCAUUCCUUGGUUUCAAUCUCUCUGUGUAACACCCUACCACAAAAUAGCUACUGUCUGAGCUUGCCUCACCCAAAGUAAUUACAUUGCCGCUCGACAUUGUCUGCCUCCUCUCCCAUAUCUCUGUCACAGGCAGUGCUCCGAGCUCAGUCAGCAACAGUCUUUUCAGAAUGGAGUCUUUACUGAAGUGCCUCUCAGCUGGAUGCCUGUUGUGUUUGU